CUAAACUUCUUGGUUAGGUGUGCAAGACAAGCCGACACUGUCAACAACCUCUCUUUCACAACCUGUAAACCUGCCCAACACCUCGCCUAGCCGGUCUCUUUCAACUUCCCGAUCCAAUGGCCGGCCGAUUUGUCCGAGCGUCGAAAUACCGACACAUCUUUGGGAAGCCCACCAAGAAGGACAUUUGCUAUGAUAACCUCCACAUCAGUCGCAAUGCCUGGGAUACCAACCUAGUGAAGGUCAACCCCGAGUACCUUUCCGUCAAUUGGGAAUCAAGCGGUGGCGGUGCUUUCGCUGUUAUCCCCCUGAACGAGCGUGGAAAGGCCCCCGACCAAAUACCCCUUUUCCGAGGCCACACUUCUGCCGUGCUGGACACAGACUGGAACCCCCAUAACGACCGCAUUAUUGCUUCAGCCUCCGAUGAUGGCAAGGUCUUCAUCUGGGAGGUGCCCCAGGGUUUCACUCUGCUCACCGACGCCGAGGAGAUCACUGAUGUAUCGCCCGUUAGCAAGCUGACCGGCCACUCAAGGAAGGUCGGCCACGUACUCUUCAACCCCGCAGCCGAGAACAUCCUUGCUUCCUCCUCUGGCGACAUGAGCAUCAAGAUGUGGGAUAUUUCCACUGGCCAGGCGGCCAUCGCCCUGAAACACCCCGACAUGGUGCAAAGUCUAUCUUGGAGUGCCAACGGUGCCAUGCUGGUGACCACCUCAAGAGACAAGAAGCUGCGCGUGUGGGAUGUGCGCCAGGAAAAACCGGUGCACGAGUAUGCGGGCCAUGAGGGUGCCAAAAACAGCCGCGCAGUGUGGCUGGGCGAGCACAACCGCAUUGCUACCACCGGCUUUUCGAGAAUGAGCGAGCGACAAAUCGGUCUGUGGGAGCCCGGCCGUAAAGACCCCAUUGGCGGCUUCACCUCGCUCGACUCCAUCUCCGGCGUUUGCAUGCCUUUCUGGGACGACGGAUCCAACUGUCUCUAUCUUGCUGGAAAAGGCGACGGCAACAUCCGCUAUUUCGAGUACGAGAACGACAAGUUCGAGUUUUUGUCCGAAUACAAGUCGGGGGACCCCCAACGCGGAAUUGCUUUCCUACCCCGCCGCGGUAUCAACGUGCACGAGAACGAGGUUAUGCGCGCCUACAAGACCGUCAACGACGCAUACGUCGAGCCCAUCUCCUUUACCGUACCUCGUCGUGCCGAAACCUUCCAAUCCGAUAUUUACCCUCCUGCCACCGGCCUCAAAGCCGCCAUGUCCGCCAAGGAGUGGUUCGACGGCAAGACGGCUAUCCCGUCCAAGAUUGACCUGGAAAGCAUCUACGACGGGAACGCCCCGGUCGAGGUCCCGGCCGACUACAAGCCGCCCGCAGCCGCCCCUGCUCCUGCCCCGGCACCUGCCGCAGCCCCCAAGAAGGAGCCCGAACCGGCUCCCGCUCCCACUCGCGCCCCUGCCACCAUGGCCGACCAGAAGGUCUCCAUGUCGGCCAUGGCGAACAAGUUCCAGGACAAUGAGGAGGAAGAGCAAGUGGAUGACGGCGCCGAGACGUCAAGCUUCGAGGAGAUCGGGCGUCCCGCGCCCCGCACCACUAUCCCCGUCCGGUCUGCCGUCAAGCCGCAGCCCGUUGCGGCGGCCGCACCGCCUGUUCAAGCGAAGCCUGCAUCGCCGAUUAAGUCGCCGCAGGCCUCCGCCGCCCCUGUCUCCCAAGCCCCUCCCGCGGUUUCCUCCGCAGCAGCAGCGCCCCCAAGCCCGGCUGUCGAAGCAUCGCUGGGUGAAAUCAAGCAGCUCAUCGAGCAGCAGGGCAAGGUUAUCACUACCCAAAGUGAAAAGAUCACUGCCCAGACGCAGAUCAUCACCCGUCUCGCCUCUGAGGUUGAGACGCUCAAGAAGAGAGUUGGUUCAGGCUCGCAGGACCAGAGCGAACGGAUCCGGCAGCUCGAGCUGGAGCUGGAGGCUGCUCGGUCUUGAGUACAAAGGGGCAGUAAUGCUAGUGAAGUGGGACGGUCUCGCUACGAUGAUGUUUAUGAGCAAUGGUCGGGUGUUUUGAGUCGUCCGUAUAUCAUGAUAAGGGGGACUGGUCGGAAAAUGCGCGUUGGCUUUUUUCCUGGACAGGCAGCCAAACAAAUACCCAAAUUUAUACUCCCAAGAUGCGCGAUCAA
Messenger RNA from Chaetomium fimeti, 2146 nucleotides. RefSeq lists its product as uncharacterized. NCBI's taxonomy places the organism in Eukaryota, Fungi, Ascomycota, Sordariomycetes, Sordariales, Chaetomiaceae. The record is from RefSeq and is a predicted model, not a curated record. The transcript has 7 exons. The coding region runs from base 117 to 1955 and encodes 612 amino acids. Gene Ontology annotation, biological process: actin filament organization. Gene Ontology annotation, molecular function: actin filament binding.